CCGAAAUUAAUCUGCGCUCUUUCGCCGACCAUGAUAGCCACUUUAACUUGAGAGGAAACUAGCGACGACACCCAAGUCACGUGUAACGAUCACAGGAGCGCGUUUGUUUUCCGACUUGGAUUCGAUUCGGAAUCUAAAUUCACUCGUGCUUUCUCGAGUCUCGCGUUUUCCCAUUGCAUCACCAGUUCCUCACCAGUCUCCGCGUUGUAUGACGCGGCUGCUCGCAUGUCCGCACUUGAAUCUGCCAAAGAUGACCCGGAGCUUUCCUUCUCACCAGUAUAGUCAAUGUCGACAGCCUCCGCUCAUUCCGUUGACUCGCGACAUUCUGUCACACAGCGCUCAAACUUCGACGUUGAGGACAUAUCUUAUUUGAUUGAGCAUUACGAUGAGGAAGGGAAGCGCAAACGCGACUCGACAACCAGUCAAGAGAUAGCUGGUCCCAAUCGUGGAUUCAAGUCUGCACGGUUGGCUACUGACGAAGAUGACAUCAGCACCCCAGCACAUUCACCCAGUCACGAGAGGUUAUUCGCGUCAAUGAAACUCCCGUACGGGGUACUGUAUGAGAUAGCCCGCUUUGCCUCAACCAAAGGGUCGGGAUACGAGACCCUUGACAAGACUCGAUUACCCGAAUUGCAAGGGCUCAAGACUGCCGAUGCAGUUGCGAAGGUGCCUGCGCUGUUUGGAAUCGCGAUCUCUGCCGUGGAUGAAGCUUCAACUCGCGAGUUGGCCGCCAAGGCACCCUGGAAGGAACUUGAUUUAGAGGAUGAACAUCUUGCCAGGGACACAUACUCAGGGUUGGGCUUGAGCCUGGAGGCACCAGACUGGUUUGGGGGCAAGGUUCACUUCUUGGGGAAAAUAAGCAAAGAUGGCAAAUCCUUCAAGGUCUCUCUCAAACAAGCGGAAUUGGGGCCUUCUGACCGCUUUGCUCGGCGGUGGGGAUCAAGUCACUUUCUCACUCUCAAUCUCUCCAAGGAUGUUCUUAAUCAGGGACCCAAACUUGUCAAGUUUCUAUCUCGGCCUUUCGCACUUGGCAGAUCGAAUUCCGCUCCUGUGCUCCGAUUAGAGGAAGUUUGUAUCCACAACAUCCCCGAUAUCGGUCAGAAGUCUUCUUUGUUCCCUCCUUCUGGACUCACAUUCCCAGUAGUUUCUGAACAAGAUAGUGAUAUGACGGAUGGUGCUGGAUUGAUCAAUAAAGCUGCCUUGCGUUUGAUCCAUCAUCGAUUGGACAUGGAAAGAUGGCCAACUGCAAUCCAAUGCCGUGUUGUCGGGGCCAAAGGCUUACUUGUGAUGCACCCUAACAACGUUGACGAGACUCCGACAAUUUGGAUUCGUCCGUCACAGAUCAAAGUCAAGCAUACGCAGCAUUCCGACCCGACUCUGAGAACUAUCGACAUGCUUCGCUCUUCCCACGCUCAAACGCGCUGUCGGUUGCCUGUGGAGACUAUCAUCAACUUGGCGGAAAAUGGAGUACCGGCAUCUGCAUUUAUGGCGGCCAUUGAGGAAGCUGUCGUCACUGCGCUCUCCCCUUUGGUCAAAUGGGACGGCAGUGAAGAUGCUAUGCUUGACUUGUGGGUUGCUGUUUGUCAAGAAGGAGGGGUGAUGCCCGCUCGAGCAGCUCGGAAAGACACAGUGCUUGCUCGGCUCAAAGGCUAUUCAGAAACAUCACGCAAAGACAAGGAGGAGGAAGAUGACGACGAGGAUCUCGCCGAGCAGCCUUCUAGCACUGCAUGGUGGGUGGACCAGACCUCGGGAUGCCCAUCUUCGCUGGAAGAAACAGUGUUGUACCUAUUGGACUCUGGUUUCAAGCCUCAGGAUUGCAGUGUUUUGCGCGAAAAGCUGUCAAAAGUUGUUGACAACUGCGUGAAACGGUACAUCGAUUCUUUCCGCAUUGAUCUGCCCAUCGGGAUGUCUGCUAUGGCCUUCUUGGUUCCCGACGAACUUGGAGUACUGGGGGAAGGCGAAUUCUUUUUCAAGAGCUCAAGGCACGACCUGCAGACCGGAGAUGGGAUGCCGACGGAUAUACUCAUCGGACCUGCUCUCAUCACUAGACAUCCCUACCGACCGAUGUGCAGAAGGCACGUCCCUGUCCAUUUUGCUCUUCAUGAUGUUAAGGAACGACGCAUCCAGUGGACGGCAGUGGACAAGCCCGAACUGCGUCAUUUCACGGAUGUGAUCGUGCUCUCGACCAAAGGCCCUAGACGAGCAGCGGACUUCCUUUCCGGUGGCGAUUAUGACGGGGAUAAGGGCUUACUCGUUUGGCAUCCAAGCUUCGUUGACCCCCAUUUGACCAUCCAACAGGAGCCUGUCGGAGUUGCGAGUGCAUUUUCGCCGAACAACGAGCUGGUCGCUGAAUUUUUGGAGCGGACCCGAACGAUGACACCCGCUCAACAACUGUCCGAGAUGCAAGCCUAUCUGCUCAGUGCAGUGCUUAACAUUUCGGUUGUGGGAAAGUAUUCCAACUGGCAUCUGAACGCGCUCUAUACGCUUGGGUACAGAGAUCCUGAAACCAUCCGUCUCGCAUACAUGUUCUGCAAGACGUUAGAUGGUGCGAAGACCGGAUUAACAGUACUCCCGCAACAAUUCGAGGAUGACAGACGUAAAUAUGACAAGAGACCACCCAAGUGGCGAGAGGCGGAGAAAAAGAAGAACCAAGACAGCUCCAAUCUACCGCACUUGACCCGAGACACUCAAAAACUGGGGCCGUUCAUAAUGGACAUCCUCUACCGACAUUCUGACAAGACGAGAUGGGGAACAACCUGGGGCCAGGAACUGAAAGCCGACAUUGAUCGCAAGUUCAAGGGAACUGAGCACGUUGUUGACCAGGAUCUGGUCUCCCCGUGGCUUCAGUUUGUGGAAAGGGAUGAGGAGAAGCAAAAGACUGACGAGAGACGACGUGCCACAGUGAUCAUGCUUGCCACGCACACGCUUUCGAUCGUUGGGCUACCUGAGAACGACAGGCACCUCGCAGAGGAGGCACUCUCGGUCGCACAGAAUCCGCCUUUGAGCGACAGGGAGCUCAUCUUGGAACAUGUCAGGAUUGUCUCCCACAAGCAUAAGCAGAAGAUUGGUCCCCAUUUCACAAAGCUUCCCAUCGAGAAACGGCAGGACAUUUUGAGGGAGCUCUCCCGAGAUUUCGCUUCAAAUCUUGCAGGCUUAAAACUCGAACCGCCGGAGGCAGCGCGCCUGAAAGCAUCCUGUGCGUACUGGUACGACUCUGACAGUCGCGCAGGACUGAAGAGGCUGAAAUGGUCCCGCUUUCCCUGGGAUGUGGCUUUUCGUGAAGCUCGUGCUCACCUCGCCAUCUUCGGCCAGCAAGUUGACUCUUGCUCAGGGAAAGUCCGCCUCUCGAAAUGGUUCACGACAACUGCGCCCAAGGCCAAGGCGAAGAUUGUGAAGGACGUGACGCAGUUGGUCCUUGCUCGGCGCACGAGAAUGUGUAACUUCCUGGAGUACAAGGACACGAAGGUCGUCUACCGCCGAUACGCCUCCUUAUUCUUCGUCACCGGUAUCAGUUCGAGUGACAAUGAAUUGGUGACUCUCGAGAUCAUACAUCGAUACGUAGAGGUGUUGGAUCGAUACUUUGGAAACGUUUGCGAGCUGGAUUUGAUCUUCAAUUUCCAAAAAGCAUACGCUAUUCUAGACGAAUUGAUCAUAUCGGGAGAGCUGCAGGAGUCUUCCAAGAAAUCUGUACUAAGAGUGGUCACACAAUCCGAUACAGUGGAAGAGCAGGAAACUUCGGAGGAUUCAAUGGCACGUCUAGGGUCGCGCAGUGGAUAGGCGCGAGUCGGGUUAGAAUCUUGACAUUCUUCUAUGGCAUUGGUGUCAGCUGCGACUGUCCCCAGGGCCAAAUCUGUCCUGUACCGUAGUUAUACCAUAAUCCUGACGUUGGGGCGGAGCUGACUGCCGUCGAUCCGCGUUUUGUAUGUUCGGCCUUA
Mycena citricolor is the source of this 3935-nucleotide messenger RNA. The record is from the annotation of a GenBank genome assembly. NCBI's taxonomy places the organism in Eukaryota, Fungi, Basidiomycota, Agaricomycetes, Agaricales, Mycenaceae.